Messenger RNA from Cynocephalus volans (Philippine flying lemur), 1575 nucleotides. RefSeq names its product cytochrome P450 4F2-like. NCBI's taxonomy places the organism in Eukaryota, Metazoa, Chordata, Mammalia, Dermoptera, Cynocephalidae. Gene Ontology annotation, molecular function: monooxygenase activity; oxidoreductase activity, acting on paired donors, with incorporation or reduction of molecular oxygen; heme binding. The transcript has 12 exons. Gene Ontology annotation, biological process: arachidonate metabolic process; menaquinone catabolic process; phylloquinone catabolic process. The coding region runs from base 1 to 1575 and encodes 524 amino acids. The record is from RefSeq and is a predicted model, not a curated record.
AUGCUGCAGCUGAGACUGUCCUGGCUGGGUCUGGGGCCAGUGGCAGCCUCCCCGUGGUUGCUCCUGCUGCUGGUUGGAGCCACCUGGCUCCUGGCCCAUGUCCUGUCCUGGACCUACACCUUCUAUGACAACUCUCGCCGCCUCCAAUGUUUCCCACAGCCUCCAAAACGGAACUGGUUUUGGGGUCACCUGGGCCUGAUCAACUACACGGAGGAGGGCUUGAAGAAAGUGGCUCAACUGGUGGCCAACUACCCCCAGGGAUUUAAGAGGUGGCUGGGGCCAACCUUCCCCCUCAUUACUUUGUGCCACCCUGACAAUGUCCGGCCUGUCAUUAAUGCUUCAGCCACCAUCGUAUACAAGGACAAGGUCUUCUAUGGCUUCUUGAAACCCUGGCUGGGGGAUGGGCUGCUGCUGAGUGCUGGUGACAAGUGGAGCCACCACCGCCGCCUGCUGACACCUGCCUUCCACUUCAACAUCCUGAAGCCUUAUGUGAAAAUUUUCAAUCACAGCGUGAACAUCAUGCACGCCAAGUGGCAGCGCCUGGUCUCAGAGGGCAUCACCCGUCUGGACAUGUUUGAACACAUCAGCCUCAUGACCCUGGACAGUCUCCAGAAAUGUGUCUUCAGUUUUGACAGUAAUUGUCAGGAGAGUCCCAGUGAAUAUAUUGCCGCCAUCUUGGAUCUCAGCGCCCUCAUAGUGAAACGGCACCAGCAGAUCUUCCUGCACAUGGACUUCCUGUACCGCCUCACUCCUGAUGGGCGUCACUUCCGCAGGGCCUGUGACCACGUGCACAACUUCACGGACACUAUUGUUCGUGAAAGACGCCGCACCCUCAUGAGCCAGGGUAUUGAUGACUUCCUCAGGGCCAAGGCCAAGUCCAAGACUUUGGACUUCAUUGAUGUGCUCUUGCUGACCAAGGAUGAAAAUGGGAAGGAGUUGUCAGAUGAGGACAUACGAGCAGAGGCUGAUACCUUCAUGUUUGGGGGUCAUGACACCACGGCCAGUGGAUUGUCCUGGAUCCUGUACAACCUUUCGAGGCACCCAGAAUACCAGGAGCGCUGCCGGCAGGAGGUGCGAGAACUCUUGAGGGACCGUGAGCCUAAAGAGAUCGAAUGGGACGACCUGGCGCAGUUGCCCUUCCUGACCAUGUGCAUCAAGGAGAGUCUGCGCCUGCAUCCACCAGCUCCAAUGAUCUCUCGCUGCUGUACCCAGGACGUUGAGCUCCCAGAUGGCCGAGUCAUCCCCAAAGGAAACAUUUGUUGCAUCAGCAUCUUCGGGAUUCAUCACAACCCGUCAGUCUGGCCGGACCCUGAGGUCUAUGACCCCUUCCGCUUCGACCCAGAAAAGAUCCAGAAGAGGUCACCUCUGGCUUUUAUUCCCUUCUCGGCGGGGCCCAGGAACUGCAUCGGGCAGACGUUCGCCAUGGCUGAGAUGAAGGUGGCCCUGGCGCUCACGCUGCUGCGCUUCCGUGUCCUGCCCGACGACGAGGAGCCUCGCAGGAAACCCGAGCUGAUCCUGCGCGCGGAGGGCGGACUCUGGCUGAGGGUGGAGCCGCUGAGCGCGGGCCCGCAGUGA